Aedes albopictus (Asian tiger mosquito) is the source of this 3829-nucleotide messenger RNA. RefSeq names its product TBC1 domain family member 19. The record is from RefSeq and is a predicted model, not a curated record. The transcript is spliced from 7 exons. NCBI's taxonomy places the organism in Eukaryota, Metazoa, Arthropoda, Insecta, Diptera, Culicidae. The coding region runs from base 346 to 2115 and encodes 589 amino acids.
GCCAGUUUACUUUUGUUGGCUUUCCUCGAGGCUCAUUAAAAUAAAAUAGUGCAAAAAACCACGAAACGAAGGAACUGUACUUUUGUGGCAGCAGUCUUGUCCCAUUCAUUAAGGGUUAUAUUUUUUUAUUAUUCAAAUUCGUGCAGUGCUCUGAUUGGAGGUGAAGUCCGACGCAGCACUAGCUUGAGCUUCCCCUUCUAAUUAUUGGACUUUGAUAGGCAGGUACCUAUUUAUUGCGUGGUUCGUCCGAUUCCCAGAUAAGAGUAUCCUGCCCGUUUUGCAAUACAAAGGGUAGAGGAAAAACACGUCGUGCAACCGAGCAACCUGAAGACCACGAUCAGGACGAUGCCGGAGUGGGCGGAAGCCAAGAGGGAAAGCAGGCUCGCGAUCGAACCAGCCACAGUAGCAGCACUGGAGGUGGCACUAGAAGCCGAACAGGACACCGAGCCAGGCAGUUCAGCAUCAACCAGCGAAUCUUCGUCACCAUCCAAGAACCAACCCGGUGGUCAGACCAACGGAAACCUGCAGCUGCAUAUGGAGGAACUAAAGGAUGCCAGCAUUCAUCACACGGCCUUGAAGCUGUCUGAGGACAUCAAAGCUAUGAAAAUCUAUGGCAGUUUAUAUAAGAUGGUGCAGAAGCUCGCGUGCUCACCUGAAGUAGACAAGGACGAUAUGAAGCACACCCUCGAGGCGGCCAUCAAAGCGAACGGUCUGGAAACCGAAAUUCGCAAUGUUAUCUAUCAUUUGAUCAGAAAUUCGCUCAAAGUAGAACCCAAACCCACGGUUCCGUCCAGUGACCCGUUGUACUACCUACGCCGGGCGGGCAUUCAAUGGGAACGACGGGUACGGAAAUCACUCAACUCCAUGUGCUCGGAAUCGAAAGCACAACUGCAAGGACAGAUGCGUUCCGCAACGGAUCGAGAAGAAAUACUCACCAAGUGGGACGAACUAAGCAACUACCAGAUUGAUCUGACCAACUAUCGACCGGUGUACGCUCCGAAAGAUUUGCUUGAUGUGCUUCUUUCCCUGAAAGGCCCCGUCAAACAGGACGAAACAGAGUACAGAAAAUAUUUCCGCUUCUCGCAACAACAGAUUGCCAGCAAACUUAAACUUAUCAAAUCGUUUUUCAGUUUUCUCCCGAAAUGGGAAUUUUCACACAUUUCGCUACCGGUGAAGAAUCUCUUCGAGUUGCGAGUGCAUUUUUCCGAACUGCUGCGCAACGAUAAUAACGGAGGAGGUGCGACUGAUUGGGCUGUCACGUGUCAGAAGAUCUUGAAGACGCGCCACGCCCCUUUAUGUCAGCAGGCACUGAAGAAGGGCAUCACGCCACCUCCGCUACGGGGACAUCUGUGGGCCUACGUGCUAGGCAGUCAGGUGGAAGCGCAUCACACCGAGCAUUGGGACAAUUUGAAGCAAUCGGUACUGACGACAGAGUCCAUUGUAGAUAAGCUCGUUUUCAAGGAUGUCCAAUUGACUGCGACCAACGAUGACCGGUAUUUUGUAUUCGAAGAUGUCUUGUACCAGAUUAUGUUAUGCUUCAGUCGUGAUUCCGAAAUCAGCCAGAUGAUUCAAACGGAGUUCACCAAUUCGGCCAAAGUGAAACAAUACGAGGGUCCGGCUUGCGGCUUUGUACCGUUCCAUGGCAUUUGCAUGUUGGCGGCUCCGUUCUGCUAUCUGUACGAUAAUCCCGUUGCGCUGUACUUUACGUUCCGCGCGUUUUACGUUCGUUAUUGCCAUCGCCUGACAACGAUCAACACCCAUCCGCAGGGAAUCGUCAGUUUGUGUUUGCUGUUCGAGAAGCUUUUGCAAACACACGAACCCCAACUUUGGUCGCACUUUCGUGAAUUACAGAUACAACCCAUCCGUGUAGUGUUCAAGUGGUUGAUGCGUGCUUUUAGCGGUCACCUACCCCCGGAGCAACUGCUGAUUCUGUGGGAUCUGAUUCUGGGCUACGAUAGUCUGGAAAUUCUAUCUCUGCUGGCGCUGAUUAUAUUGAGCUUCCGUCGAGAAAGCCUGAUGCAGGUGGUAACUCUGGAGAACAUUGAGGCCAUUUUGUCGGAUUUGUCCUCGGUCAAGGUGCUGCCGCUGAUACAACUCACGUUGUCGCGAGACUGAGUGCUACGGAACUUUUUUAUGUUGGAAAAUGAUUAACGGUCGAAAGUGGCACCUUCUUGACGGAAAGUAGGAAAAUCGAUUGCGUAAUAGAUUAGUUUAAUAACUUUUUUAGAAUUGACUACUUUUCUAAAUUUUGCUGUUAGCAACGUAGUAUACUAGCAAAAGCGAACUAUUUAUAUUUAUAAUAUACUUUCUCUUCGACUGAUUGAAUAUCUCAAUAACCUUUUGGAGACGGAGUUUUCGCCUUUUGAUUUAACUCGCGAUUUAUGCAACCUCGUUGGUCUCGAACACGUUUAUAAAGGUCAGUUUUCUCGGUUGGGCUAAUGUCUCCAAAGGGUUAAGUAGAUUUCAAAACAAUUAUGUAAUCCCUAUUUAAAUAAUAAGCUUUUCGACUAAGCGUUAUAGAAAUGAAGAACUGUAGAAGAAUUUUAUUUCGAUAAGUUUUCGAGUUAUGCCUGGAAGACCUAGCGAGCAAUUCGGAAAUAGUCCAGGGAUUUCUAGAGGAAUGUCUCCAGAAAUUAAUAGGGGAGCACUACUUUAACAAUUCCACCGGAAAUUGGAAAAGAUUUUUACCGAAACUCAUUUUGCUUCUGAUGGAUUACCAAAAAAUAUGCCUGUAAAAUGUUUGUAUCGGAAUUCCUAGAAAUAGUUUUGCUUUUGUUUUAGAAACUUUAAAUAAUACAAUAAAGUAAAAUUUUUGGUAGAAUUUCUUCAGGAAAAACGAUAUUUUUCCAGCAAAUCAUCAGUAAUUUACAUAACAAUUGAAACAAAAAAAAUGAAAGGAGUUAUGCCAGAACCUCUUUUGCACCUUCCUAUGCACAGGAAUCUUUUAUAUUUUUAGGCAUUUAGAAAGAGAAUCAUGAAAAUUUUAUAGAAUGGUCAUAGAAAAACCAUGAAUGAGACGAUAUGUAUCUAUACACAAUAGACCUCUUCAUAAAAAACAAAAUUCCUGGAAUUCAACCAGUCACCCCUGUAGUGUCUACCUAAUGGUUGUGUGCAUAGGAUGUCUACCUACAUGAAAUACUAUUCAUUACAGUACCUAAAUGUCUAGGUAUGAUUCAUUAUGUCUACCUAAGGUAGUAUAAAUACGGGUGGUCAUUGGACCACAUAGCAGAGACUGCACAAGCCUUGGACUGUCAAUAUCUUUAAUACCUAUUCUUCUUUUGAAGGAUAUAAAAACCCCCACAUCUGAAUUCUAAUGCUAAAACAAACUUCUGGUCAAAUUUUCAGCUAAAUUGGUGAAGUUUUCGAGGUGCCUCAAGUCUAAAACCUUUAACCUUUAAAAAAUUCCCAUGAAGGCUAGAAGCCAUAUAAAUUAUCGCGGCUGCCAGUAAAUGAAAGAUUUUUCUAUUCCUUACAACUUUUGUGAACAUUAUGUGCUGAUCGGAGAAUGUUUUGAUCAUAUUUAUUCGAUUUAUAGUCAUGCAAGUACCCUAAAAAGUAACAUUUUUCAACAGUUUUUGUUCUACGAAAUUCAAACGCACAAUUUUUAUUAAAAGUACCAAAUCAUUAAAUAAUUACCCACAUUUUUCUGAACAAUAUUGCCAUACAUCAUUUUCUUAUCCGAUCUACGAAAAAAAUCACAAAAAUCGAAAAGUAGAAGCUUUCCUGAGUUUUUUGAUAUUUGGGGUUGACGCAACUGUUGGCAGACAGAAUAAUCAAACAUAGUAGCUUUGCUUUUUCUUGAUGAUUGCGAUGAUUGAUCAUUGAUUCA